AACGUAAAGCACCUUUGAAAGUAAAUAAAGUAUAUCAGCUGAUAUUAUGACGUAAUUUCCGCAUCAACAAACAUGGCGGAUGUUUCAAACUUACCACACGGAAAGCCGAUUAAUAAUAUGUUUGUUUGGUGACUAAGAUAUAUUCAUUUAUAAUGGGUAGCGGCAACAAAUCAUUAGUUGUUAUAUCUGUUUUGGGAGGUAAAUAUUUGAUUUUUAAAUGUAAUUGUGCUCUGUUUUUAAGGUUUUAAUUCUGAAAAAAAUAUUAUAUCAUUAUAGUUUAGUGUUAUGAUGCAGGUCCAUUCUUGUCUGUGAUACUGCUCCUAGUGGCUGCUUUCUUUAUUUUAUUCACCAAAUUAACACUGCUUCUGUCUCAUACGUUUUACAUUUUAAUCAGUAUUCACAUUUUAGGCCUAAAGAUUUUCUUUUGCAGCGGUUUUGGGUUUAAAAUAUUGUGAUGGCUUACUUACUGGACUCAGUCUCAGCUUUAUUAUAAUUUAUAAAGUUGAACGUUUAUAAAUUAUACUAUACUGGGGUAAAAAAUGCAUAAUUUAGUGGUGUCAUGUGUAACUGAAACUGAGAAAGAAAAAAAAUGAAUUUAUUAAUGAUCAUCAUUGAUCAGUUCUUUUAUUCUAAUGAUAUAUGAAUAUGUAAAUAGAUAUAAAUUAAAAAUAAAAUAUAUAAUGUAUACUUUUUAUAUUAGUUCCGUAAUCUACGGAGUCCAGAUGUCCCGGUUUACCCGGAACAGUCCCUAUUUUCACAUCAUCUGUUCCAGCAUCCCUAAAAGGUUAGGAAGCAUCCUGACCUGUGGCGUUUCUAACAAACUGCUUACAAGGCGAUUUUUCUAGAGUUGCGCAGGAUUAGUCAUAUCAGACCUUUCUUAACAUUCGAAGCAUCAAACAGGCUGAUGUCUGCAUUCGUGUUAUCACGCAUGGACUACUGCAAUGCUUUCAUGGUGGGUCUCCCAGCUACGCUCCUGGAUAAAAUUCAAAGAGCACAGAAUAAUGUUCUACGCAAAUUCGACCAUGCUAAAACACUUCUGAGAGACCUGCACUGGCUGGCGGUCUGCCCUCGCAUGGAGUACAAAAUUGCAACUUUGUGCUACCGCUGCUUACGUGACCUGGCGCCGUCCUAUCUCAAAGCACUCGUGACGCCUUAUGUACCCACUAGACAGCUCCGCUCAUCCGAUAGUGGCAAAAUAUCGAUACCACAUGUUCGCCUUGAGACUUACGGAAAGCGCACUUUUGCAUUUGACGGCCCAAUAAUUUGGAACACCCUUCCAGUCGCUCUCAGCCAGACACUGGAGUUCUUUAAAAACGAUUUAAAAACACAUCUAUUUCGCAAACACCUACUGGGGUGAUGCUAUCUACCAUCUUUUUUCCAGUUAAUGUAUAUUGGAUUAUGUUGCAUAUGGUUAAAAUGGAAUGAAAGACUUUGACUUGGUAUGCUCGUAUGUAGUUUUAUAUUGUUGCAUCUGUUUUUAAAUGUGGUAAAUUUUAUAUUGUUUUUAUUUCUCUUUUGAAUAUGGUUGACUUUGUACUGCACUUCUAGCUUUUGGGGAUGAAGCCUGUUUUUCAAAUAAACUUUAUUAUUAUUAUUAUUACUUUUCCCUAGGCAUUCUGCUCAUCAUAACGUCAACUGAACUGUACAUUAGUGUACAUGAUGAACUGAAACUGUUCAACUAUUUUCGUUUUAACUUGUGUUCCUAUUUUCCAAGUUGUUUUCUUACUUUUUAUUGUCAUUGACACAGUGUGUGAUGCCAAAAGCAGACUGCAAAUUUAAUAAGACUUAACAGAAAAAAUAUCUUUUCAUAAAACACACAAAGAGUAAAUUAGACGCACAGUGCAUCACAUGUAGUGCAGAAUUUUCUGUUGCACAUGAGUACAGGCAGACACAGCAGCAAUAGGUGCAAGUGCAUCUACAAGAAUUCUUACAAAGUUCUUCAGAAAUGCAAGUUGUGGAUCAAAAGAAAUGCAAUUAGCAUGCAUAAAGUAUUUGAAAGAUGUGCUGGAAAAUGCAAUUUCAUUGGUACAUCCAAUCAUAAGGUCAAGUUUUUUUUUAUGCUUGCUAUUUACCUGGAGAAACAUCUGCUGUACACCACAAAUAUAUUAUGAAAACACUGGAAUCACAAUACAAAUUUUGGUGGUGCAGAGAUUGGUGGGUAAAAACAAUGCUUAUUGCAAACUAAAUGAAACUAACAUUCAGUCAUAACGUUCUUGAAUAUGCAGCACACUUUGUUCACAUUACUAAUCAGUCAGCAGCGGAAUGUCUUCCUGUAAAUAUUAAAUCAGUUAUUUAUAAGAUAUGUAUGUACUUUCACAUAUUCCCAGUUUAAGUUGCUGCCUGACAAGAAUUAUGUGAUUUUAUUUCAGUAGAGUAGAAGCUACUAAGUUACAGCAAAACCAGAUGGCUCAAUAUAAUGUCAGCUACAGAAAUUAUUAAAAAUAUAUUCUGGGCUGAAAUCCUACUUCCUCUCAUGAGACAAAUACCCUGUCUUGCUACAAGUUUUUUUUUUGUGAAGAUCCAACUGCAUUUUAUACAUAAUCAGGCAUCAUCAUUUCAAGCAACUGUUCAGCAAAUUGAAAACUACAAAAUGUGUUGAAGUGUACAGAUCUUUGCAAGACCUUUAUGACAAAUGCAGGGAAAGAGCAAGACAGACGCUCAUUCCAAUGAUAGUUCAAAGUAAGUUGAAGGAGUUAGAGAAAGAGAGUGAUACCAUGAAGUUUUAUUCACAAAUGAUUGAAUUUUAUGAAACAAAUGCAUAUUAUCUGGACCACUGGUGCAAUCAAUUUGAAGGGAUAGAUAUUUUUGAUCAGAUGCUUUUGAGAUCACAACCAUCAUGGGAAGAUGUACAAAAGUGCAUUGGUUUUGUGAAUUACUUAUUUCCUGACAAAAUAAAUAACAAUGAACUGUUUGAGAUCUCCAUUAUCCAAAGAUAUGUCACUGCUAAAAAAAGUUAAUCUGUGGGCUACUGCAGAAUUCCCAGAAGAUAAAUGAUGGAUGGAAAUCUUUAUUAACCAUUAUAUUCUAUGUGAUAAUAUCAAACUCAUGGCAGAAUCUGCUUUAUGUCUUCCAGGGACAAUUGAUUCCACUUAAAUAGUCAUUAAUAACAUGUGGACAUCAGAUGUAUUGCAAAGUCGAUACAUUGAAACAUAUCCAUGGUUGUCAAAUGCAGUGAUUCAUGUGACAAAAAUGUUAUUUAAAAAUCCUGAUGUCCUGUGAGCUCUCCACUUGUCUCAGAAAUAUUAGUGUGUCAUAAUUAUGAAAUAUUAUUAUUCACUUGUUGAUUCUUCAUAUUUCUGACAUAUGUUUGCUGUGUCAAUUUAUUUUUGUAUUUUUAGAUGGCAGGUGUUAGUUUUUCACUGGCAAUCUGUUAAUUGAAAAAGUGACAAGUCAGUUGUUAGUAGUUAGUUACUCACUGGCAAUCUGUUGAUUGAAAAAGUGACAUGUUUAAUCUCAAACUCAGAAAGUAUUUAAUAAAUUACUCACGAAACACUUCUGGUACUUGUCUACUUUAUUUUUUACAAAUAUUUCACCUGCGAUUCCUGAUGAACACAACAUAAGGUUUCAGUAAGUUAAUAAAAAACAGUAUGCUAUAUAAUGUACAUAAUGAAUUAGCGCUUCAGGAAAGCGUGUCUUUUCAGGAAAGCGUGUCUUUCAGACAAUUUUCACUAACUUUUUUGUUUUUUUUUGAAUUGGGGAGUGCCCCAACCUCCACCUAGGUUACCCCCAGAAAAAUCUUUUCACCAUAGUUCAUCCAUCGAAAAGAUCAUGUUCACAUUUUAAUCAUCUCAUUGGUAUGCUUCUUAUGUCUAUUGGUCAAAUAACACUCACUAUAUUUGGCCUAAAAACAAAAAUUUUAGUUUACACCCAAAGCUAUAACUGACUGAAAAAACUUGAAAACAUCUCAAAUGACACCCCUCUCUUAGAAACAUAAGCCUUGUUUAGAUUAAAUAUAUUAUGACAUGUCAAUUAUUUUUUUAAAAUGUUAUUUAAUUAUGUGUUAAAUUUAAGUAACUUUAAAAGUGUGUGUGGUGGGGGUGUCAUUCAUUUUUUUAAGUGGGUGGUUAAUGGAAUUGUCAGAUUAUAUUUUUUUAUGGUGAAGGGCUUUGACAAAUGUGAAAGUAAACAAGAAUCAUGACUUGACAAUAAUCUUAAAAUUCUGCUUUCAUAAUUGUUACUAAACAAUAUUGUAGUGAUGCUGGUUGAUAUUAUGGCAGGAAGUCUCGCACUGAUGUACUUUCGUUUUGUUCCCAAAGAGAUCCAAAAAAUAUAAAAAUCAUCAUUUUUAUACCAGUAUCACCUUUUAUUUUUUUUUAAAUUUUAACCUUUGUGUAUUUAUUUAUGGUUUAUAUUAGAUCUAAAUGAGUAAAAAACUAAAGAAAAAAUGAAAGUGGAAACUUAACAAAAUAAUUAAAAAUAAAAAAUGCUGAUAUUUUUCAAUUAGCCAUAAAAGACACACUGUUUCAUAAUUAGCUAAUAUUUUUUCUUUGGGUCAUUGCUAAUAAUUACAGAAAUAUAUUUUUAUUUGUGACAUCUCACCUAGUGUUUGGUUAUUAUUAUUAUAUGUAUAUGGGUAGCUCAUUAUAUAUUUAACUGCAGUUAAGUGUUACCAUCAGCUUUGAAUUUCAUAAGGAUAUUAAGCAAAGCUGUGGCCGUCUGCAAUCGCUCAUUACAUUUUUAAAAAAAAUAUUUCUGUAUGAUCAGGUAGAGGUUUUCCAAAGAGAGCAAGACAUCAACUAAUUGUUGAAGCUAAAUUUGAUGGAGAAUUGUUAGCAACAGAUCCAGUAGCUCAUACUGAAGUAUUAGAGAUCAAUCAAGAAUUAGCAUGGGAGUUAGACAGGAAAGCUCUACAGCAACAUCGCUUACAGAGGAGCUCUAUAAAAAUCCAGUGUUAUGCCUGUGACACUGAGUCCACAAUGAAAGAAUUGGUUGGCUAUGUUGUUCUAGAUUUACGAUCUGCCUCUGCAAAUAAGAAGGUAUGCAUUGUAUGGGAGGAAAAAAAAAGUGAAUAGCUGUUGCUAUUAAACAUAAUUUUAAUAAAAGUAAAAAGACAGUGCAAACAUUAUUUUAGUAAUAGUAGUGGAUGUUACUGCCAAAGGAGCUAGAAAUUAUAACAGACCUGGCCUCUUGAUUUCAGGUUGCAAAGUGGUGUCCACUUCUACAUAACAAGUACCAUAAGACCAAGGCAGAGCUCCAGCUUGCCCUAUAUUUGGAUGAAGACAGCCAACAGCAACCAGGACCUACCCUUUCAGAUACAGGUUGAUCACAAGACUAUUUCUAACUCUUCCCUUUUGAUCAAAUUAUAAGAUAAGAUGCUUUUACUAAUCCAAAUAAAUGGAAAUUUGUUUUGAUUGCAUUGCACAUAUUGUUUUGGGAAGUCACUGAGAAUUUGCUGUUGGUUCCCCAAAAUUGGUUAUCAGAAAAAGCUUUUGGUGAAUCAUUGUGUGGUCAGAAUAGGUGUUACGGCUUGAGUGAAUCAUUAUGUGGUCAGAAAAGCUGUAAGGCUCUUGAGUGAAUCAUUGUGGGGUCAGAAUGGCUGUAAUGUUCUUGAGUUAAUCAUCGUAUGGUCAGAAUAGCUGUUCGAUUUUUGAAUGUAUAGCUGUGUGGUCAGAAUAGCUGUGAUGUUCUUGGAUGCAAGUUUACAUUUGGAACAGAGUAUGUAUUUGUGCGAACUGAGUUCCCGGCUUUUAUGGAUAAUCAUAAUCUCUGUAGCCGACUUGUUAACUUUACUACCAUUAAUAUUAAACUUUCAAAUUUCUUUAUAAGUUGAUUUUGUAUGAUCUAAUGAUUUUCUGUUUUUUCAUCUUUUUUUUUUUUCUUCCUCAGAAUCUGUUAUAGCUCCAAAUUUGGAAUUGAAAUCCCUUGUUCCUGUUCUGAAUGAGGAAGAUGGAUAUUACCAAAUUGGGCCGGCUAAAGUUUGCAAAGAGCAAUUUGUCCUUUCCGUCACCAUAGCUUAUGCUAGAAAUUUACCACACGUAUGCAGCUUUUAAUACUUUAUUAUUAAUUUCUUUAUCAUAAUGUACAAGGUUUGCUAUCUCAAUGUUUUUAGGGGAAAAUAUUUUUUAAAAUGUAUUUGUAAUAUGCUAUGAUUCUAGAAAUAGAUUUUGGGUUCCUGUGAAAAAUGUGUAGAAAGUUUCAAAAAGUCCAUUCUGACCCUAUCUUUACAAUACAUCCAAGGUGGCAUCAGAAAGUUCUAAAAGACUUUGAAGUGGCUGUGCUGUUUAACAAAUACCUAAAAUGGUUUGCCCAGUUGUGUUGUUCUUUCUACACUGGUGUAUUUGUCAAACAUCUUCAACCAUUUUGUUCAUUUUUUUGUAAUGUUACAGUGUUGUUAAUGCAAUGAGUUGUACCUUUGUGCCUUCACUCCUCAGCUCAUCCCCAGCACAACGCCCCUAAGCUCAAGCAAUGGAUUUUUUUUCUAUUACUCUCUUCUGGGCAAUGAUGUAACAAAUGAACCCUUCUAUGACCUGGUCAGUCCCAACUUCCCUGCUGAGAGAGCCUCUGUAAAAAUACGCAGCAGUGUGGCUGCUCUUAGGUCUUUCUUUGCCCAUCAGCCAGGAUUACAAGUAGGUAGUCCAAACUAAAGAAAAAAUGCGUUUUACAAGUGAGAUUAAUAUAACUUGUUCCCCUCUGUUAUUCAGUGAUGGCUGUCAUUAUUUCAUAUUUGUAACAUUAAUUGUUAAAUACUUUUAUCUGUUGAUGUAACUGCUUAUGUCUGGAACUAUUUGCUAUGCUCAGGUGUGGGGUUUACAUUAGAUCCCAUUGGGCUAGCUAAAUAUACAUGCAGUGUGUAUUUGCUGCAGAAUUGUCAAGAAUUUAUAAUUAAUCUUUUUAUAUGAAUACUUAAUAUCUAUUUCCUUUAGCUUCACCUGUGUUGUGGCGAUCAGUCUCUUGGAAAUUGUGAAAUACCUUUAAAAUCACUUCUAAAGACAGACAGCACAGAGAUUUACAUGAGACCUGUCACUAUUGAAGGUUCAUUUCAGGUAAAAAUAUUUUAUCAAAAUGUUCUCUUUUUAAAAAAAAAUAGUUUGUCAGUUUUAGACAUUGAAACCUGUGUUACAUUUUAUUUAGGAAAUUUUAAUUACUGGUAUAUAAAUUUUUUUUACAUAUUUAUCUCAUUUAGCUUUACCAAACAAAUAAGCCAAAACAGCAAGUGGCGGCUUUGCCAGCAACAACACAACCCAGCGUAGAAGUGUCUGUAGUUCUUCGCAAAGAUGACAUGGUGAGUUUAAACUAAAUCAUAUGUUUUAGAAAGAAAAUUGUGGAAUGUGUGACCAUAUUAAAUAAAAAGCGUAGUCUUGGUUGUUUUUGUUUUUUUGUUUUAAAGUGCAUGGCAUGCAAAUUAAAAUAGUGAUUUUUAGAUCAGCUCAGAGCUUGAUAAUUUCAUUCUUCAUGAGUAGGCUUAUUUCAUUUACAGUGGGUCAUUCCGACACUUUUGUUCUAUUUGUUUGUUUCCUUCACAAUUAGGCACUAAUGUUUAAGUUAUCUUUUACAAAUAUUGAUUGUUCUCUUAUAUCGACUGUCUUGAAUAAAAAUAUUAAGCAAAUAUUUUCCAGGCUGUGAAAAGUCCUUCCAGAGAUAACCCUCAAUCAGCUCUUGUGAUAGGAGCACCAAGUUUAGAGACUCGCACAAAGUCACCAAAGCACACAAAAAAUCAUAAUCAAAACAACAAAGUAAGAGAUGACGAUGAUAAACAAAGAGAAAAAGAUGAAGCCCAGUACUCUGAAGACACCUUUGAAGAAGAUACAGUAUCACAAGGACAAAAAAUUAAAGGUGAGGUGAUCACUAGUUUAGUUUAGUAAGGAUCUGGUCCAGGGUUGGGCAACCACUGACCAUCUGAAGCUUUUACUGCGGCCCACAAAACUUUCUGGGAACUGGAUUGUUUUAGUAAAAUGUACAAAGCCUUUGAAAAAUAAUAAUCACAGUGUAAUUGUCAAACUGUAAUAAUAAUAAUUAUGGAAAAUGUCAAAAUUAUCCCACUGCUUAUGUUCAAACUUAUUUUCAAUUUAUUGUCUUGAACUCUUAGAUUCCUAGAAAAUUAUCAUGCGCCCCACCAAAGAUUUUUUUAAAUUUCCAUGCAGCCCUCUGCAAAAAAUUUUUUUAAUGGUUUUCUACCCCAGGUCUACAUUAAAUAUCAUACAACAUUAAUAAUCUUUUCCCUUUAAAUUUAUAGAAAAAUUUAAAUUUUAAAAAAAAAAAAAAAAAUUAUGAUGGUUUGUGUCAAAUAUCUCUUAUGAUUAUUUUGAAACAAAACAUUACAUAUUUUUCUAGCAAUUAUGAUGACUCAUAGGUUCACAGAGGACUUUAAUUUGAGUAUAAAGGACUUAAAAAUCAUUCAAAGGCAUUUUAAAAAAAAAUUAUAUUGUCACAAACAAAACAUUAAUUAUAGACGAUGAAGAAACGUGUUUAAGGAAACCAUGAGAUUAUUUUGUUAGGCAUUCUGUUUUAUAAAAAGAAAUUUAUAUUGAUCAGAGCUUGCCAAGACAAAUGAAAAGGCUGCUCCUGUCCCACUAGGACCAAAAGCACAAAAACAAAACCUUUCACCAGUACGGGACCAGCCAGUUUACAUGACACAUAACACAAUAAGUAAGUAAUAAUUUUGUUGUUCAGUAACAAGUUAUUUAUGUCAAUUUAAAUUGAAAAGAUUUACUUUAACUGUUAUCUGACAAGGCUUAGCAGAUACCCCCUCACCUGACCUCUAGGACUCUGGUUCACAUUAUUAUAAAUUUCAAAAUAAAAAAUAAUAGUUAAUAGUUUUUGAUGCACCUGUUUGAAAAAGGUAUUGUCUCUAUAUUUCCCACAGCACUUCCAAGCAACAUGAGUGUUCCCCCACAAGCUCAUCAUUUUACAUUCAGCAUAGACUUACGCAGCAUCAGAGACAACCACUCAACCAAUACAAUAAAUAUCUUUCUCAGGUUAGGUACAUCAUUAUUUAAAAUCCAUCUUGACCAAACUACCAUUCCAUCUAUGUCAAACACAUUAGGAAUUGGAAUGAUAGUUUUGGGCGUCUUGUGGUAAUGUUUAUUAUUUUUGUUUUUAAUUUUUCUAUGGUUGUUUACCUUUUUAAAAUUUUAUACUAAAAAUUCUGGAAAUUCCCCUCACACAUUAGAUCAUUAAAUUUUUUUUAAAAAUCGAUUAGUUUUGUUUAAUAAUCACAAUUUAUUAUUCCAGGUACAUCUAUCCAUUCUUUGGCAGUGCUGCCCCAAUUCUCACUCACCCUCCAGUGGAAAUACGAAAAGGUUCAGAGGUGCUUCUUCCACAGUCAUUUUGUGCCUUUGAUUUUGCUUGCACUGUACAGCAGUUGCAGGACACUUUCACUAGGUUAGUUGAAAGAAAUUUAAUCUACUUGAAGUGUUUUAAGGUCGCACAUUUUGCAAAAGUUAUUUGGUUUAAAUAAAUAACUUAUUUAUUCAGUCACAAACUGCUAACAAUUGUCGUUAUGAAAUUACAUCAUUUGUAUAACACAUUUUCUGUGUCAGCUUGUCUUAAUUUUUGUCCUUUGAAUUUAAAGCCAUGAAUUUUGGCAAAAUAAUGUUAAAAACAUUUGAUUUCAAUUGGGACUGUAUGUGCUUGUCAUUAUUUUCUGUUUAUUUAUAAAUGUAACUUUAUUUACCAGGGUUCCUUUGAUUGUAGAGGUCUGGCAUCGAGACAGACAGCUGUCACAAGAUAUUCUUGUAGGCACUGCCAAACUGCCUUUAAGUUUGGUCAUUUCUUCUGACAGAACACGCUUGAUGGUAAUUUAUUAAUUUUUUUAAAGGAAAAAAAAAAUCUAUGUUGUUUCAUUUUGAUCCAUUCUAAGUUACAAUCCUUAGAAUCUUAAUUAUCAUUCUAGGGUCUUCCUUGUUAGAUCACAUCCCAGUUAUAUUAUAAUUCAUCAUUUAGACUUUCACAUUUAAAUGGUACAUUAAAAAGAACAAAAAAUUCAACACUAUUUAAUACAGAACUAAUAAUCAUAGGGGCCAACUAUAAAAGACUUACACGCUUCUGAAAAGGUUUUGACACUGCUAGCGCCGCCGCUCCCCCCCCUCCCCCCCUUUUAAAUCCCGCCCCCCCCCCCCCCUUUUAAAUCUCACAAAAGGUUAGACACCCCUUUGCUACAAAUCAUCACAAUUACCUGCCACGCCUUCCCAGAUGCAUGACGUCAUUUUUGGAUAGUUUCAAAAGAAACAAAAAUCAUCAACUAUUUACAGUUAUGCUUUAGGAAUGACGUAAAUACUUUAGGAAUGGCAUAAUACUCCACUUCAAGUCAACAUUGAAACAUUUUUGCUCUAUUGUGAUUUGCAUAGUUAUGGUGAUUUGUUUGAUUCCUCGUGCAACUAUUUUUGUUUUGUCAGAGUUCAGCUGGAGUGACAGGUUGGAGGCAGGAUGCAUCUGACAGAGUGGCUGUUGUUUCUGCAGAUGGGUAAAUGCAAUGUUUUAUUUUCUCAUUCUUUUCCAACCAUCCGGUUAGUUUAUUUUACUAGAUGUCAUUUUGUUACUUUAUAUUUAUUGAACUGCAACAAUUCCAAAAACUUAUAUGGAAGGCCCAAAAAGUUUUUUUUUAAAUAAUUGUGGCUUUAUUGAUGUUUAUUUCUCUAUAACAAUUAACAUGCAAAACUGUCUUAAAAAUUAUGCUCUUUUUUCCCCCCUCCCCCCAGAAAAAUGGACAAAUGUGCUGAAAUAAGUCUAGUACUUAGUUUAGAGGAUUGGGGUCCCAUAAUACCUCCCAACUCAGCAAAACAGGUAGAUAUCUGCUUUAUUGUAUCAAUUUUUUAAAUCAUAUGUUUGCUGAUGCAGAUCUGUUUACUCUUACCAUUUUGAGAUGACUUUUAUUACUGUGCGCCAAGACCUGUCAGAACUAGGAUUUUACGAGGCAGAGUAAAAGUAUAUUCCCUACUGGUUUCUACCAUUUUUAAAAAAAAAAUAAAAAUUCUCUGUUAUUAGUUUUAGCUCUUUUCUACACCUGGCGGUGAAUAGACAGGGUAUUACAAUUGGCUGGGGACCACAAUUAUAUUACGUACGCACUGAGAAGGGAAAGGGGUGGUGUUGACUUAGAAGCCUACAGAUAUGCAUGGGAGGGGUAUUGUGAUUCAUCUAAAUAUUUGUCUAAAUAUUUUUUUAAGGCUAUAACAUAACACCACCACAAUGUUUGUAAUGAUUGUAAUAUUUUUGCGUUGUGUUUUCACAAUGAACUUGCUAGAUACAGCAACGGUAAUAUUUAGCGUAUUCCCCCAAGUGACCAAGGGCUAAUUUAGUAAAUAUUUGCUUUUGUCUGCCUUGGUUCUGUAUGAAGUAAUUUUGUGACAUAAUCAUUUCUUUCUUUGCUUACGCCGGGAGCUCCUAGGCUUAAUGCAGGGGUGGGCAAACUAUAUGAAGGUAUAUGCAAGGGUGCAUUCCUUCAUUUUUUAUUUAUAAGCCCCAUCCCACUUUUGCAAGGAUGAAUUCAGCUGUCAUCCUCAAUUUCUGCUCCCCCACCACAUCUUCGUCUAUCAAAGUGGCAAAUGACUGGUACCUUUUUAUUUGCAAUAAUGCACUGUAUGUAAAUAUAUAAACAUCAGUCCACUUCUUUGAGAAGUGACCUCUAUAAGACAUGUGAUUCAAAUAGUUAUUGUAUAUAACUUUUUUUGUAUGUAUAUUUAUUUUACUAUUACAAUACGAUACUGUACGAUUUUGAGAUGGUAAAGUACUAUUCUGAGACUAUAUUGUACUAUUUUGGGAAUUCCAGGGUAUCCAGGUCUGCUGAUAAUCUUUUUUUAAGUUGGACUAGUCACUUAUUAGAUGACCAAAAAAAUCACAAAAACCACAGUAUUGAAAGAAAUAAAAAUUUACUUUGAUUACUUGGGUAUUAGGCCAAUUAAUUGUUAAAUGAUGAGGUUUGUUUUAGGCAUUCUGGCUUGCUGUUUAUUGUAUUACUUUUGAGCAACUAGUUAUUCAUAACCCGUAAUUAUAUUUUUAAUUUAUUUUUAUUUUUUAAUUGAGAAUAAUGCAGUUUCUGGGGCUUCAGGCUAUCCAGCUGUGCCAUCACAGUCAUCAAGUAGUGGUGGGUUGGCUGGCGCAGGGGCCAGCAGUCCUAGAGCUUCAGCUGAAUACCAGGCUGCGAUGGAGUUGGAACUGUGGAAAGAAACUCAGGAGAGAGAGUUUGAGAAAAAGGUUUGCUAUAUUGAAAUAAAGUGGGGUGGUCCUUUUCUGUGUAGUUAAUUUUUUUUUUAAUCCAUGGCACCAGCCUCACAUAUGACCUGAGAUCAAGAUAAUAAUUAUUAUGUUCAAUUCAUAUAGCAGUUUAAUAAAUAUAUACCUUCAGAACCCAAUCAUAGUUGCCUCAUAGAUUGGAUGCACUUUUUGUAUAUCUAACAACAUCACAGGAUGCAUUUUGGUCUUCUAUUCGACAAUGAAAUUUUUCAGAAAUCACUUUUGUGCUUUUUGUCUUAAAGGAUGCCCUACUUAUUUGGAAAGAGGAAUUUUAUAAUAAUAGAAAUAUAUUAUCUGAGCUGGGUUCAUUGUUCAGAAUAGAUUGCACUCUGCCAGAUACAGUUAAUUCUUUAGAUACUUUUCCCAGAGCCCGCUCAACAAUCUGUGAUAAAUCUUAUCACUCUUCUCUCUUUUAGUUAAAACUAAAAGAAGCAACCUACAUGAAAGCCUUAGCCGACGAGUGGAAAAAGCGAGACACAGAACGAGAAGUGUUAACACAGAAAACGGUAUUGAUUUUUUUUCAAUAACUUUAAAAGCAAAUUUAACAUAUGAUUACUCUUAUAAGUUUUCCCAGCAUAUUUGUUAAACCAUUUUUUUUUUUUUUUGGUAACAUUUUUAUAUUGUAUAAAUGUUUUAACAUUUCUUUUACAUUGUUUAGCUCACAGAAUACAAGAACUUAGAAGACCAACUGAGAAAAACAUUAACACAGAAAACGGUAUUGAUUUUUUUUCAAUAACUUUAAAAGCAAAUUUAACAUAUGAUUACUCUUAUAAGUUUUCCCAGCAUAUUUGUUAAACCAUUUUUUUUUUUUUGGUAACAUUUUUAUAUUGUAUAAAUGUUUUAACAUUUCUUUUACAUUGUUUAGCUCACAGAAUACAAGAACUUAGAGGACCAACUGAGAAAAACAUUGACAGACCUGGAGAAAAGAGAGAAGAAAUUGGCCAUUAAUGAACAUGAGGUGACCUACAUUUUUAAUUAUGGAUAUUUUUUAAUAAUAAAAAAUUUAAUUUUUUAAUGUGUCAUUAUACUAGUGGAAACUUAUUUAAAAAUGGUACAAGUGCUACAAGUAGAUCUUUUUGAACAACCAGUACCAAAGGCAAGUGUGACAAGCUAUAAAAAAAAUGUACAGUUAUCAAUUUCAUUGAGAAAUUUUUUUCCUGUAAAAUGAUUUUAUACUUCUAUAGCAUGUAUAGAAAUUGUUUCUUCUUUAAAUUAAAGGUGAUGAAACUGAGGUCGGACUUACAAAGAGAGCAUGACAGAAAACUUCAGGAGAUGAAGGAGGCAUCAAGGAGAAUGAAAGAAGACUGUGAUCACCAAGUGGAGCUACAAAAGUUGGUUUUAGUUUAACUUUGAUCAAACUAAAAGAUUACAAGUUAUACAGAGGUUGGGACUACAAUCCCUUCAUUGUUUUGGUGUAUGAUUGUUACAUAUCCAUUUCUUAAGGCCUCACAACAUACAUUUUUAAUGAAAACUUAAGAAUAUAAAAGGUCUUUGUUUACCACUUCAAAAUACAACACAGUAAUUGAAGUAUUCUUUACUACACCGUUUUGUAGUUUAAGAUGACAUUCAAGUGCACUCAAAACAACAGUUCAUUAAAAUAUGCUGUACUGGCCACAAAAUACUUCACCGAAUUUAUUGAGAACUUACCAAAAUAACAAUCAAUUCUUCCUUGAAAGCAACCAUCUUAAAAAUUCCAAAGGACGUCACCCAAUCAAUAUUCUGUCUUAACAAUGUUCAUCCAAUCUGAGUUUUACUGAUUUCAAUGUUAACUGUUCUCCAACAAUCACCCCCAUUUAAAAUCCCUACUGUGUGUUGAUCUAUAGGUGUUUCUUAACAGACACCAUAUAUGUGGGUAAUUUUAGCAUUAAUUUUGUUCAAGUUUCUUUUUGAAGAAUUCAAAACAAAUUUUUCUAACACUAUAAAAAUUAUUUUUCAGAAUGAAGCUGAAGGAAGUGGAAGAAAUAACCAACAGAUACAAGCAAGAUGUAAGAUGAUUAAUUCUUAUCUUGUCAAUUCUAAAAUGGCAUGACUUUCAUAUUCUAUAAUAUUAUGAGGCUUAGAGUGUUAUGGAUGGUCAUAGUAAGGACAGAAAUCUUUAGCCGUCAUGUUCCUUUAACUUUAAACAUUGAGGAUUUUUAGCUAAUGAAAUUUAUCAGAAUAUUACAGCUUUGAUGUCGACUUCACCAAGGUUUGUUGAAGCUCUAAUAUAAAAUCAUUUUGAAUUAAAAAUAUUGCUCUUCAUUAUAAUUUAUUCAUCUGCUGCUUGUCUUUUCUCCAGCUCAAUGAAAGUGAUAAAAGAUACAGAGCAUUGGAAAGAGAAUUUUCUUUGUACAAAGAGCAACAAACCAAAACUCCUGAGGUCAGGCUGCAGUCCGAGCUUAACUUGAUGAAUAUGGAGAAGGUGGGCAUUUUCUUUCUUUGUAAAGGAAUUUUUUUUAUUUUUUAUGAAUGAUUGAAUCCAUGUUCUUUUCACUGCAAUAACUUUAAUGUAUUGUUUACUAUAUCGUGCCACUUGAUAGAACAACUGGUCGUGAUGCUUACAAAUUUAACAGUAUUAUUUUAUUAAAGCUCAUUUUAUAAUCAGAUUGAGCUGGAAAGAAAACUUGACGCAGCCAUAAAGUCCAAACUACACUACAAGCAACAGUGGGGGCGUGCACUCAAAGAAGUAGCCAGGCUUAAGCAGAAGGAACAGGAUGUUGCCAAAGCACAACUUUUGGUCAGUGAACAAGAUUGCAUCACAAUGUUUAAUCUCUAUAUCAUUACUCUUCACAAGUAGUAAAUUAGUAUGGGUGUAUAUAGAUGUUUUUCCCAUUACAGUUCAUGAAAUAUUUCAAUAAAAUAGGCAGACACUUGGAAAUGGAGUUUAACUAUAUUAAUUAUUAUGGAUACCGGUACAGAAAGUUGGUACUUAAAAAUUUGGAUUUUAUACCUUUUCUUAUUAAAAUUCUUGUUAUCUUAGCGCCAGCAACAAGAACUUGAGCAUAUGAGGUUGCGCUACCUUGCAGCAGAGGAGAAAGAAGUUGUCAACAAGGAAAGCCGAGAACUGGAAGAAAUUAAAAGUCAAAUCAAUAAGUGAGUCUUAUAUUUCACAAUUUUUCUUCUUUUUUUUUUUGGCCACAAAUUACUUGAAAUCUCUGAAUACUUUUGUUAGGUAGUUAAAAUCUUCAAAAUAUCUAAGAUAUCAGGCAUUUUAAAAUCACCAAUUUAUCAAAGUAUUUGUAUUGUGCACUAAUUUUUAUAUUAUUGCAGACCUGUUUACUCUUACGAUUUUGGCGUACAAUGUAUGAUUUUGAGGUGUAUACAUUAUAUAUACUGUAUUUUUAUUUUUUACUAUUAAGAUAAUGUAUUGAACGAUUUUGUGAUGAUAUUGUAUGAUUUUAAGAGUUUGUGGGUAAACCGGUUCUGUAUUGUCAUCAAAUUUGCAAACUUUUUAAAAAGGUGCGCUUAUUACUGUAAGCAAUUUUUUUUUAGCUGGGGAGGUUCACCCACUAGUCUAAACUGUUUAUAUUAUGUCAACAGACUUAAGCAGAUGGAGGAGGAACGCAUGCGCAACACAUCAGACUCCAACCAAAUUCCCCAUGUGAAGGAUGCCUAUGGUAAACCACUUAACAUUGAUCUGGACACUUCUGUGGAUGAGCACGUUGCCAGGCUUGUUGAAGAGAGGGACACUCUUCUGAGAACUGGGGUAUACACAUCACAGGACAAAAUCAUAGCCGAGUUGGACAGACAGAUACGAGAGGCUAUAGGUUUAAAGGGUAGCUAGUAUUCUUUUUAUAGUGCUGUUUCCCUAUUUAUUGAAAUGAAAAUUAUUUCAAUGAGAUGUUAAGACUAUCACAAAACCAAACCUCUUUUGAAAAUGUAAAAAAAAUAUUUUUUAAAGAGUUGUAUGAUCUUUUUGAAAAUUUUAAAACAUUUUUACAAUUCACACUAAGUUGCUAUGAAAUCAAAUGAAAGCAUCUUUAUAGUGAUGUAAGCAAUGAUCCGUGUACAUGAGCAACUGACAUUUCUUCUUCUUCUAUAUAUUAAGGGUCCACGAUCAAUUUAUGGAUCAUUUUGGCUUCUAUUUUGUGCAGGCUUAAUUAAAGGACAAGUCUAAAAUGCUCUCUUGACUUUUAGAGUCUAGAGCAGGGGUGGGCAAACUACUGCAGGCCGCAACUGAUAUUAUGUGGCCCUCGAAGGCAUUUAGAUAUAAAAAAAUUACUUUGUUUUAAAGUUAUUUUGUUGAAUUUUACAGAAUUUCAUGUACCGUUAAGGUUAAGAUUGUUUUAACACUUUUGAUCAAAUUUCUUUCUUUCUAAUAUUCUAUUUUUUUAAACAGUCCUUGACAUUUAUUUGUCAUAGAUGCUAAAAUGCGAAAUUACAGAUUUUAAUAUAGAGAAAGGUUUAUCGACAUGUACAAAAUGGACACAAUAUACAUGCGGCCCCCCAAUAGCUUUACAUAUGUUAAUGUGGCCCUCCGCACAAAAAGUUUGCCCACUCCUGGUCUAGAGUGAUAAAUGGAUCAGUGUGCAAAGGUCAUGUUAAGUAUAUCAGUUUUAAUCAAAUUUGAUGACAGAUCUAUCUAAACUAUUUUAAAUAGAUAUUUCAAUGAAAUGGUUAAUUAAGCUAGAAAUUUGUCUGAAUGUGGUUUAUCCUCAAUUAUUAGGUUAGCCCUUUCAAAAUGUUAAAGUUACAUUUUCAGUAACAUACAGUCAGUUACUGUGAUUGUACUAUUUUUAGAUCCUGUAAAUUUUCUUGUAACUUGUUUCUGAUAAUAAUUAAGCAUUUGAGCCCAAUAAAAAGGCAAAUAUGAUUUUCAAAUGUAUAAUUCUCUCUUUAUCACUCUCUUACAGAACUCCCCUGUCCCAACCCCUCUUCCAUGUCCGUCCAUGUAUUACUUUUUACUAACUGUAAAUUUGUACAGCUGUUGAGUUAAGUGAUGUAAGAUCAUAUUAUAAAUUUGCUUCAAAUUGGUAAAAAUUUAUUUUAAAAAGCAUCAUGCAUUAUCUCAAGACCAAUAUUGGUUUGAAAAGGUCACAAAGUUAGCAUUAUUAUAUAAACC
Lymnaea stagnalis (great pond snail) is the source of this 17209-nucleotide messenger RNA. The record is from the annotation of a GenBank genome assembly. NCBI's taxonomy places the organism in Eukaryota, Metazoa, Mollusca, Gastropoda, Lymnaeidae.